Messenger RNA from Phytophthora nicotianae INRA-310, 363 nucleotides. RefSeq lists its product as hypothetical. The transcript has 6 exons. The coding region runs from base 1 to 363 and encodes 120 amino acids. The record is from RefSeq and is a predicted model, not a curated record. NCBI's taxonomy places the organism in Eukaryota, Oomycota, Peronosporomycetes, Peronosporales, Peronosporaceae.
AUGAACGACCCAGUACGGAAGCUUCGGGGGAUGCCAAGCGUGUCCGCGAGGGACGGCAUCUCGGACACGUUCGCGGACCUACACACCAACAUCCAGGAGCACUACUGGAACCGAGGCUUCUUGACGCUGGUUGAGGUGACCGGACAGAAGCUGUGGUUCAAGAAAAGCGAAUCGGUCGAUGAGCUGAAACUGCACAGUAUGAAAAUCAUUCCGGCGAUGGAGAUUGCAGCCAUGUUCUAUAACCCGGUCUAUUGGCCACAGGACACUAGUCCGACCCUGACCCACAUGCACAAGACCAAGAUGAACAAUGAGGCGCGGAACACUUCUUUCACUCGUGUAGGCAAACAUUUGGUAUCCAUAUGA